AUCACUGCGUGGGUGGAUCAUCUGUCGACUGUCACAUGUUCUUUUGGUGGCGCGCAGUGUGUCCAGAGUGCUCAGUGUGGGAUGGAUCGCGAGCGGAAGCGAGCGUUUCUGAUGCAGUUUGUGUACCCGUUUAUGUCGCUUGAGGAGCGCUACCUAAUUAGUAUUAUGGCUGGAGUAUCUGUUCCACCGCAAAAGUUCAAAGCGGCGGUGCCUCACGUCGCGCGCGUGUCAGCAGUUUACUCGGCUCCGCUAUGGAAGCGCUAGAGCUUGCGUGUCAGUGUGCUCAUGACCGUCAGUGUCAGCAGAUCGCGAUCAUGGAGGUGCCGACUAUUACUCUGCCUGAAGGCGAAGAGGUGUGCCUACUGAGUGACACUGAUAUGGCACAACUUCUGUGGGGUGUGUCUGCAGAGGAGAUCGUACCGUCGGUAUCACCUAGUGAGGAGAUUGUGUCCUCAGUCGGCGUGCGUGAUAAUGGCGAGUCUCCUCCGAAACAAGUUGUUGCAGUAAAAAAGGAGACGAAGCCCAGGCGCAAAGGCAGGCAACAUCGCGUACAGCAAAAAAAGCAAACUUGUGCUCGCAAGGCUCAACCAAAAUUGACUGUACCAACAGCGGAUGGUUGUAAAUUGGGGGACUGCCCUCACUUGAAAAUUGUAUUGGAAAACUUGAUAAAUGUGAUUGAGGCUCAAAAACUCUGUCAAAAGUUCAUCAGUAAAAUAAAGAGAAUUAAAAUCUGAA
Thrips palmi is the source of this 735-nucleotide messenger RNA. RefSeq lists its product as uncharacterized. NCBI's taxonomy places the organism in Eukaryota, Metazoa, Arthropoda, Insecta, Thysanoptera, Thripidae. The record is from RefSeq and is a predicted model, not a curated record. Bases 252 to 734 code for a protein of 160 amino acids. The transcript has 3 exons.